Molecule: messenger RNA, 2881 nt
Organism: Syngnathus acus (greater pipefish)
Lineage: Eukaryota; Metazoa; Chordata; Actinopteri; Syngnathiformes; Syngnathidae
Gene: rbm38
Product: RNA binding motif protein 38
Exons: 4
Coding region: 1401-2105 (234 amino acids)
Cellular component (GO): cytosol
Molecular function (GO): RNA binding
Source: RefSeq, a predicted model, not a curated record
AUAUAUAUUUCAUGUGAAGCUUCUGUUUUAGGAAUCUACUUAUGAAGAUGUGCUCAAUCCAAAGAGUUUUUGUUUGUCGUUUUGCAUCGCUUAGAGACACUUCCUGAACUAGAUCGUAUUCGUGGGCUUUUCUUGUCGCGCCUAUGAUGUUGAAUAUAAUUGCAUAAACUGUAUUAUAUCCCCCCCCCCCCCUAAAACAAAUUGUGGAAAUUAAUCUAGUUUUGGUACGUACUUGUCUUCUUUUCUUAACAAUUUUACUUUUCUUCCGGCCCAAAUUGUGGUGCUGUUGCUUUACAAGAGAUUUGAGAUGUAGUAAAGCGGAAGAAUUUGAAACAUUGUUUUCCUCACAGCCCAAAUUAAAAAAUAUUCAAACAACAUUUGGAUUUACACAGAAGAAACUCCUCUUAGAGAGAGAGAAGACAAACAUAAUGUGGGAUACAGCUUAUUACAGGAUGUACAUUUCCUUUUUUUUUUCUUACCUUGUUCUUGAUGUUAAUAUUGUUGUAAAUACAAAUUUAUAUUUAAACCGUAUGUCUCUGCUUUCUUUUUUACUCACGUUUAUCAUUACUUUGAAGUUGAAAGACAAAGGUAAAAAAACGUUUGCAAACUUACUUUUUUUGUUGCUCGGACGGCAUCAUAGCGACCAACAUGUAAGCAACAACUUCUGAGUGUCCAUUCAAAUAAUUGUGGACCUAAAAUGGAUGGAUUGAAAGAAGAAAGUGUCAUUUCACAUCCACUACAGUAGGUUGCAGUGGCGCUGUCAACAUCAGAGUGCGUAGUUAGGUACCAGUCGAGGUGAAGGUUUUCUUUCCACCAAGUAUGCGCGCACACACUAGAGAGCACAAGAUAUAAAUAUAAAGUUCAGUGAACAAACUCUUUAGCAAAACCAUGGAAAAAUAUUCAACAAUGGCAGAGAGGGAUUAAGAAAUAAUCUUAUUAAAGUUCUCCUUUGUCAUAAAUUCAAUUUUGCUUGUUUUAUUUAAUGUUGAGGAUACAACAUUAUACAGAAGUGUAUUUUAUAGAAUUAAAAAAGUCGCGGCAGAGAGUUGGGCGUGCGUGAAAGAUUUAUUUCUUCCUAGGAGUGCUUAACAGAAAAUAAGCCAAGGAGUUUAAUCAAUAGUUGUACUUUUACCAGUCUUUUAGACGCACGGCGAGUCCAUUGGACUGCACGCGCACAUGAGCCCGCCUUCUCUCUUUGCUGGUUAAACCGACCCCCCAUCCGGAACAGCAGAUGAGGCUCCGCUCCAGCACUUCGCACUUGUCAUCGCGAAGCGGUGUGUGUUCAUUUGUUUUGGUCAUGCCUCCGUUACUGUAACCUCUUGUUGUGGUUGCGUGCGUUUUUUCCCCCUCCCAAUCUCCUUUUUCUUCUUUAUUUUUGUUUACGUUUUAAUUCCCCACAAAUGAGUUCCCCGCUGUUCUUAGGGCAGUUGGUCGGGGUUCCCGUGGAAACAAUGAAUCCCGGUGCCGUGGAGAAAGACACGACUCACACGAAGAUUUUUGUCGGCGGCUUGCCGUAUCAUUCCGGCGACGCUUCACUUCUGAAAUAUUUCGAGACUUUCGGGGAUGUCGUCGAGGCAGUGGUGAUCACUGACAAACACACGGGCAAGUCACGAGGAUACGGUUUCGUGACCAUGGCGGAUGGCGCGGCCGCAGAGCAGGCGUGCAAGGAUGCUAACCCCAUCAUCGACGGCAGGAAAGCUAACGUCAACUUGGCGUAUUUGGGAGCCAAGCCACGCGGCUCACACACAAGUCUCUCUGCCGGGGUUCCCGUCCAGCAAGUUCAUCCUGCAUGGGCUCAAAGGCACUACGGGCUGGCUCAUCCUUACAUCUACCCUCCAACGUUCCUACAGCCCAGCCUGCUACUGCAGUCCAGCAUCGCCCCACCCUGCUUCACUCCCUCUGGAUUGGAACACUACCCGUACAGCCCGUCGCCACUGCCCUACCUGAGCUACAACUUCUCACCUGGAAUGUCAGCUCACGCUCUGGUCGCAUCGCAGACUCCGUCCGCCGCCACCUAUUCGCCUCUGGCCAUGAUCUCCGCGUUACCUGCCACCCCACAGGUCACCAUUCCCAACCUUGUGCACCAGCACUACUGCGCUCAGUGAGCAGCCCCGGCGAUGGGUCGGUACAACGUGGCGUCAUUGAAAAGGGCUUAUUGAAAGCGCUCCUGACUUUUUUUUAUGUUUGUUGUAAUAAGUCAUAAAAGUGUUGUUUUGUUUCUUCAUACAACCUGAAUGUUAGUACUGUCCAGGUCGGGACGAGAAUAAAUGGGCCCAGAGGAUGGAGAACACAUAAAGAGGCAGCACAAUGAUUCCUUUUUUUAACCUCUUUAAACUUAUCUGACUUGGUGGGCUCAUCAAAACAUCUCUAUUCUCCGAUACCCAUUCGAACAUUUUAUUGUGUUUAUCCUACCUGCAUAUAUUGAUGUAGUUCCUGACUUCAGGUGAUAUUUCGGUUCUUAUGCUAAAUUAGGUUGGACAUGACAACACUGGAUUUAUGCUCUUUUUUUUUAUGGGGGGAGGCUGAAGCAGGAUGCUUUUUGAGAUUUGUUCCGGUUGGAACAAGAAAGAUUUUUGUGGUUGAGUUCCAACUAUGGAAAUGUUGCAUUUUGAUCUCAAAAUUGCUUUGUUGCGAAAGGAGAGCGGAGCAAUGCAAUACAUCUCAGUGUCAGGUCGGAGCUUCUCUUGCAGCUCAUUGUUGUAAUCAGAGUUGGUUGUUUUUUUUUUUUUUCGGGCAGCUUUAGAAUGGGACUCAUGCUUAAGUGAAGCUGGAUUGGCAUCUCUUGUUUCUAUGGAGCCACCUUUGUUAUUUAAAAGAAGCCAUAUGUAAUCUUAAGUACUUUGUAAGAAUAUGCAAAAUAAAAGCAAUGUUUCCUAUGAUA